AUGACGUCGCGUCGUCCCCUUUCACACAAUCGAUUUGUUGGAGAUCUGCCGGUGUUGACGAACAUGGAAAAGCGAUACGUAAAGGUCUCAAUAUUUUUGUUACCGUUUGUCUUGUAUACUGCUGUGAUGUUAAAGAUGCUAGACAAUGCCUGCCAAACUGAAAUAUUCAGAAAACACGCGACUCCUCCCGAUGUGUUCCCUCGGGUGUUAGAACAAAGUCAUAACUCUACGCUGCUACUACACUCGGUAUUAAGGAAGUAUGAAGCCAUAGACAGACAGAGGACCAAGCUAUCGGAAAUGCUAAACAAACUCUUAUCAGAUGAAUCCCCAGAAACUCUUGCCACAAACGAUCUCGCUGUGCGGUACUUCAACGCCAGGAAUUUGCGAGAUUUGAAAGGUUUAGAUAAAAUCGGAAGUAAAAUCGAAAAUCAAGUUGUAACCAAAGCGAAAUAUGUAUUCAACUGUACAAAUAUUAAUCAGAUUAAAUUAAUAAAGAAAGUUGGACACGGUGUUUCAAAACAAGCAUUUCUUGGAAAGUUCAAAGGUCAACCAGUAGCAGUAAAAAUGGUGACACGUCAUCAAAAAGAAGUGAGACAAUGUUUGGAGGGAAUUCGUGAAAAAGGAAUGGAGUGGGAUACUUUUCAGAGGUCAAGGUGUUUUGUUUUCCCAACUAUGAAACUUAUGAAAGAAAUUCUCCUUCUUGAACAACUUGAUCAUCCGGGAUUUGUUCAGAUGCUAGGUUACUGUGUACGUAGUGAGGAAAGUGACAGCACAGAUAUGUCUGAACACGGAGUAGUAGCUAUAUAUGAAUAUGGAGAGAGAUUUGUAUUGGACAAUCUUCAAUUUUUACCAAUGAAGGCUAAACUCCGUCGAGCUAUAAACCUGGCAAAAUUUCUGCAAUAUUUAGAAUAUUCUCCUCUGGGGUCGCUUCGCAUCAAGGAUUUUAAGGAAGGACAUUUUCUAUUAGUAAAUUCUUCUUUAAAGAUGAUUGAUUUAGAUGAUGUAGACAAUAUCGAGCCUUCAUGUGAUAUUUAUUCUGACAGCGAUCACUUAACUGCUAAUCCAAAUGUUCAUUACCGUACAUGUGAAUACGAUAUUCAAUGUCAGAUGGGGUUAUGUAUUGGUUACAAUGCUAAACAGAAUCUAAAAUCAAUGACUAGACUGUUCUUUAAAAGGUUGCUGUAUCCAUCAUCAUAUCCAUCAAAUCUUGUAGAGUCGUUAACACAGGUCAAUACACGACUUGAAACUCUCACCAUAACCGCGCUGGAACUGAUAGAGGUUCUGGAGGAUUCCCUUACACACCUAUAG
Molecule: messenger RNA, 1308 nt
Organism: Ylistrum balloti
Lineage: Eukaryota; Metazoa; Mollusca; Bivalvia; Pectinida; Pectinidae
Product: extracellular tyrosine-protein kinase PKDCC-like
Exons: 1
Coding region: 1-1308 (435 amino acids)
Biological process (GO): protein phosphorylation
Molecular function (GO): ATP binding; non-membrane spanning protein tyrosine kinase activity
Source: RefSeq, a predicted model, not a curated record